AUGACGCAGAUAUUUUGCGGCAAAGUAAUGGAGUCGUCGAGAAGGUCAGUGUCUGCGCUGCUGCGGGAGGCUGCCAAUCGUUUGGAUGAGUUGGAACGAGCUAAUACCUCGGAUGGAGCUCAGGAAGGAGAGGCAAGACGGGACACAGGAACACCAACAGUUGGCCGACAUCACCCUGUUGAUGCUGAAGUUUCAAGACUAUUUUCUGCCUACACAUCUGCUAGGCCGAGGCAGACUACUAGGCAGCUGUCAAGGCAGCCAUCCAGGCAGCCAAGAUCAAUCCAGCGGUAUAGCUACACACAUAUGUUCUGUUGCCUUGCUAAAAAAGAUUCCAACUUUGCACCAACGGCCAUUGAGAAGGAACGUCUCCAAAGAGCAGGGCUGGGUGCGAGCCGCUUGAACUUUCAAGGUGACCCAUCAUGCCCUGGUCAUUUCCAAGAAUUUAUCCUAUCAGCCUUUCCCAAGUUGAAGGAUGCAGGGGGGUUUGAACUUUUGAGACUCAGGGGAAGUACAAGGAGCCGCCAACUGCUUCCUCUUCCAUGUCCUAACAGAGGCUACACUGUGGACUAUCUGAAAGAUCCAAGUCUUGGAAUAAACCAGACAACAAUUUAUAUUCGCCCUCUGCAGCUCAGCAUGAGCAUGGAACAAGAAGCGAGUGAUGCGAGGACGGAAAUUGGACCACAGACUGCAUGCAUUGUGUGUGGAGAGGAAUUUCCAUUUUCCCAAAUAAGGCAACACAAUGUGGCAUGCUUAAGUCAUUCACAGGGUGAUAAUGAGCCUAGAGCUGGAUCCAGUGGGACAGGUGCGCUGACCUCACAAGAGGUGGCUAUGUUUGAAGACAGCCUGGACACAGUUUCAGCUCAGGCAAGCUCAUCACACCAGCUGAGGGUCCCAUCAGGAGAUCGUGAACAUCCAGUGGAAGCAAGCUCAUCAUACCAUCUGGGGGUCUCAUCAGGUGAUCCUGAACAUCCAGUGGAUGCGGCAAACUCAUCAAACCAAUUGCGGGACCCAUUAGGAGAUCCUGAACAUCCAGUAGACGGCGUAGAUGCUUGGAUUACAGAGGUGGAUCCCAUCAAGGCAGCACAACUUUUUACACACAUCACUCGUGAGGCCCACAAAGACGGCAACCACCAAGUUUUUAAUCUAAGUCUGCUGGAUUCAGUGGAGGACAGGAACCGAGCCAUUGUAUCUUUCUAUAAGAGGCCACGGGUGCAGUGGGCUAAUCAACUGCAGUGCAAACUUACAGGUGAUGCUGCCAUUGGUGAUGGGGUCACUAGGUAUGUUCUAUCAACUGUCAUGGACUACCUACAAACUGGAUUCAUUCUGGAUGAAGCAAAGGGAGUAAGGACUCUUCUCUUUGAGGGUGAGCAGGAUCACCUAGUGCCAUCCACCUCUCGGGAACUACAGGAGAGUGAUAUGUUUGUGGUAGCAGGCCGUAUAUUGGGUCAUUGCUUUUUACAUGAUGGCCCACGUCUUUUCGGCUUAAGCCUUGCUGUGAUCCAUGUCCUGUUUGGGGGAUCGCAAGAGACGGCAACUAUUACCCUUGAGGACUGUGUGGAUCAAGAAGUUCGUGAGGUUAUCUCCUUGCUGGAAGGAACAGAGAUCCUCCUGGAGGAGGAAAAAUCGAAGGUUCUUGCAGUGAGCCUGCCCUGGGACCUGCCUCCUGUCACAAGCGAAAAUAGGUGGUGGCUAAAGGACAGAAUCCUUACUCAUGCAUUUCGCAAUGUGUAUGUCUUUAACACCUGCUGA
Molecule: messenger RNA, 1749 nt
Organism: Corythoichthys intestinalis (scribbled pipefish)
Lineage: Eukaryota; Metazoa; Chordata; Actinopteri; Syngnathiformes; Syngnathidae
Exons: 15
Coding region: 1-1749 (582 amino acids)
Molecular function (GO): ubiquitin-protein transferase activity
Source: RefSeq, a predicted model, not a curated record